Molecule: messenger RNA, 4380 nt
Organism: Coregonus sp. 'balchen'
Lineage: Eukaryota; Metazoa; Chordata; Actinopteri; Salmoniformes; Salmonidae
Source: the annotation of a GenBank genome assembly
AUGAAACGACUUGAAGGUCGCCUUCGAUUUGAGAUGCUGGCGAUUAACUGCGCUUUAAUUGUAGCGCUCAUGCACAGCGGGACAGGUGAGUGUCCAUCACUUUGAAUGAAUUUGAUAUGAUGGGAUGCACCAAUAGGCUAGGCAUAAUAUAGGCUAUAUCUGGAAUUCAUCACCCAUGCAUAUUUAAUGACUCUUAUGAAUAAUAGCCUAAUAUAUUAAUUCCCCAUAUUAGGUUAGAUUUAUGUCCGUCAUAAUAAUGCCUGUUGGUUUCGCCUUUAUUUGGCGCUAGUGUAACGCAGUGGAUUAUAGGAAUGUAUCAUAAUAAAUUCCAUUGUGGGAUGAAUUGUGAACACAGUGCCACCGUGCCUCCAGCUGGCGGUUCCGUUAUCUGCCUUGUUAUCUUUACAGUUAUGACUGGAAAAUAUCGAAACUCGUUCUUGAUAACUCUGAUAGCGCAGUAGCCUAUCGCCUGAUUUACUCUGAUAUUAUUGGGUUACCUUGGAAGAUGCAACCUGAGAUACACGCGUGCACAUCGCUCCCUUUCCUGCCCGACACUAUGAGUGCAUUGACACUCUCCCAUGGGAAAAUAGCCAAUAUGCAGUUAUGAGAUCACUUAUUUUAUAUUUAUUCUGCAUUAACUCUCUUCAUCCACCCAUAUUCAGCCUCCAGGUGUGUAGACCUUGCAUGCAGUCCUCCCAUGGGCAACCUGGCCAGUGGUAGGACCCUCACAACCCUCUCAGGCUGCUGUGGGAAUGGGUCCCACCACUCCCCAUGCCCCACUCCCCUCCACACCUGUCCAGAUCAUCUCCACCCGCCUGUCCACAUGGUGGAUGAUCCCUUCCUGCACCCAGACACCUGGUGGGCCUCGGGCAUGGGCACUGACCAAGAGGAGGAGGUCCGUCUGGACCUGGAGACCCGUUUCUGUCUGACCCACGUGGUGCUGCUGUUCCACUCACCCAGGCCCGCUGCCAUGGCCAUGGAGCGCUCCCAGGACUUCGGCCGGACGUGGGAGACACUCAAGCUGUUUGCACAGAACUGCAGUCUGGCAUUUGGUCUUCCUGAUGACACCAGUCAGCCUGGCUCGCUGUGUACGUCCCGGUACUCCAGUGCCAAGCCGUGCAGCAGGGGAGAGGUAAGGGGACAGAGUGUCUCAUGCACUUUGUGGGGUAACAUAAAAGCAGAGUUUUAGAAGCACAGUAGACAUACAGUAUAUAGUAGACCCUUAUGUUUCUCACAGGUGAUAUUUCGGACUCUGGGUCCUGGUGGAUUAGUUGACCCCUACAGUCCAGAGGGCCUUUCCCAGCUGACCCUCACCAACCUCCGCCUCAGACUUCUCAAGGCUCAGACCUGCCCAUUAUCUGUGGCACCUUCCACCACUUCUUCCUCUAUGGGACUCUCCAAACCUCCUGCGGACCUGAAUCUCCCCCUUCUCCCUUCCACUUCCCCCCAGCCCAGCUCAGAGGCCCCUGCCUCAGCUCCGUUUUCCAUUUACACUCUCCUGGCUAGAGGGACCUGUCUCUGUCAUGGCCAUGCAGAACACUGCUUAACCCACAGAGGCGGACAGGACACACUGAAGGACAUGGUGAGUGUGGCCUGCUCAACCUGUGUGUGUGUGUGUGUGUGUGUGUGUGUGUGUGUGUGUGUGUGUGUGCUUUAAAAACCCUGAAGUAGUAGUAUGUUGGUCCUUUAUAUUUGUGUUAAAUAGCCCUGAUGUUUAUUGCAGGUGCCUGGCAGGUGUGUGUGCACUCACCACACAGUAGGAGAACACUGUGAGAGGUGUGGCCCACUCUACAAUGACCGGUCCUGGAAGCCAGCCAACGGCAGCAGUGGGGAGCCACACCCGUGCCAUAGUGAGUGCCCUACUAAGAGGGGCCAGGCCCUGUUGAGUUGCCAACUCAAAUCAAGCUCAUGUUGAGAGAUUAUAGAAAUACUUGUUUACAUUUCAGUUAUUAAGUUUCAUUCAAACAUUAACAAAAUCUCCUGGAAAAGUUGUAGAACUUGCAGGGAGGUUAAGACUCCAAGCCAAACCGGGAGUGUUGGCAACCCUACCGUUGGGUGUCAUCUCAUAAUCUAUCCUCUCGCCCAUCCCGUUGUUGUUGUCUCCCUGUGCUCCAGAGUGUGAGUGUCACGGCCAUGCAGAGAGCUGUCAUUUCUCCCAGAGGGCGUGGCUGUCCUCGGGGGGCACCAGUGGGGGCGUCUGUGAUGACUGUCAACACAAUACAGCUGGGCGCAGGUGCCAGCGCUGUCGCCACGGUUACCACCGCCAACCAGCCAUACCCCUCAACUCCCCCCAUGUCUGCACACGUAAGUCAGGACAAACUAUAGACAAGUGAAAGUUAUAAAGAAUAACGUAUGAUGAUACAUUUAAUCUGUUGUACAUUCAUUAUUGUUCCACAUGGCAGUUAAUUCCAGUUAUACAUCAUGUAUAACACUGCUUGAAACUGAAAACAUGUAUAUUAAAACAUCUAUUGUCUCCCUCUACUGGUAUGGAUUUGUAACAGCAUGUGGGGAUAGAGCGAGAGAAGACAAGGGAGAGAGGAUGUGUGUGUUCUUGAUAAGUCUAUGUGUCUCUGUUUAUCUCUCUCUCUCUUCCUCUUUCACAGGUUGUUGGUGUGACCCACUGGGUUCAUUACCAGCCAGCUCUGGGGAGGAGGGCCCAUGGUGCCACCCCAGGAGUGGACAGUGCCACUGCAGACCUGGUGUGGGGGGAACAGGCUGCAGCCACUGCCUCCCAGGGUACUGGGGCUUUGGGGGACAGGGGUGCAAACCCUGUGCUUGUCCCCAAAACUGUGACCCCCACACUGGGCUCUGCCUGGACAGGUAAGCCCUAAGCCUAUUUCUCUCUACUAAAUCCAACACUUCAUAUGUGGCUUUCUUUCCUAUUUUUCAGUUUCACUCUACAAUGACAUCUUACCUCUGUGUUCUCGUUGUCACUUCAUCAGCUAUGCAAAUAACCAGGUUUUAAAUGUCCCUAUGGGGGGCAAGAUUCCUGACAUGGACCAUGCCUUGACCAAUGAGGGCGAGACAGUGUGGUCAAAGCAACUGGCAGUCUCUGCCAUGCACUACACAGGUGAAUGAUGAUGCACACUAGCAUUAGAGUUAUGCACCACACACUACUUAAUGCUUGCCGUCAUGGGUUUGAGUAAACAUAUUAAUGUGCUGCUGACACUGUCUAUGGCUCUUUCCAGGGAAAUGCAGCUGUAAGGAGAGAAAGUUGAGGAGUGUCUCAGAUCUCUGCAAGACCAAAUAUGCCUAUGGUAAACUAUUUCCCAAGGUUCUCACAUACUGUACACAUCCUACAUUACUUUAAUGUACCUCUCACUUUUUCAGUGAUGUAUAUGUCUCCGUGUGUUUGUGGCAGUGAUCAAAGCCAGUGUGUUGUCGGCUUAUGACAAGGGGAGCUACGCAGAGGUACAAGUCAAAGUUCGCAAGGUCCUGCGGUCAGGACAGGUGCCCCUCUCCCAGGGCACCCACAGUCUCUACCCCCUAUCCUGGACUAGCCGGGGGUGCACCUGCCCCAUCCUUAAUCCAGGUAGCCCAACAUAUACACUGAACAGAGUAUUGUGCGACUAUAUUCAGUAUGUUCUAAAUAUCGUCCUUAUUUUUCCACAAGGUUGGUAGCUACUCUGUUAACUCUGAUAUAUGUUCUUCUAAACAAGAUUGAUGCUGAACUCUCUCCUCUCCCUCUUCUUCCAGGUGUGGAGUACCUGCUGGCGGGUCAAGAGGAGGCAGGGACGGAGCGGCUGCUGGUCACCAUGCAGAGUGUGGUGGUUCCCUGGACCCCCCAACUGGGGGCCCACAUAUCAGAGGGCCUAAGACAGGGCUGCCCCGAACACCCUCUCCAAACCCAUAACAGAUCAAUUUGAAUGGAAAUGGACCAAGGGAAUCACUGGUUCAAUAGAUCAUUCAGGAAAGGGACUUAAACUCAAUGGACAAGUCUUUGCCAAGUGUCUUGACCAAGGACUUCUAUGGAAGAUCUUGCCCAUAUAAGACUACAACCCUGCCAUACGAUACAAAGUGGAUGGACUGGAAUCUUCUGAGCCAAUCUUAUUAAGAUGAUUUAACUAGACAGAAAAAAGCAUCCUUCUGGAAUCCAAUGAAUGUUUGGGUGGUUAUGGGUGGUCGUAUUUGAGACCUUUUCUGCAAGCCAGUGUGAACUAUUGGACACAACAAACCCUGGUAUACAAGCUUUACAGACUUUGUAUGUCAAAAGCCAUGCCUUUUAUAAAUGAUAAAAACAUCAAAAUGAUGCUAGGUUCUGUCUCAAUACAUUACAUUCCAGUGCGGUCUCUGCUUUUAGUGUACUAUAUAUUUCUCAGAAUCCAAUUCCAAUCAUUUAUUUUUCAUUUGAAAUGUUCCAAUUAAAAUGCAAAAAAUACA